Messenger RNA from Branchiostoma floridae (Florida lancelet), 1377 nucleotides. RefSeq names its product N(G),N(G)-dimethylarginine dimethylaminohydrolase 1-like. The transcript is spliced from 6 exons. NCBI's taxonomy places the organism in Eukaryota, Metazoa, Chordata, Leptocardii, Amphioxiformes, Branchiostomatidae. Gene Ontology annotation, biological process: positive regulation of nitric oxide biosynthetic process; arginine metabolic process. Gene Ontology annotation, molecular function: amino acid binding; dimethylargininase activity. The coding region runs from base 62 to 1060 and encodes 332 amino acids. The record is from RefSeq and is a predicted model, not a curated record.
UUCAAUAAUCUAUAUUUACAGUGCAGAAAUCGUGCUUAAACAGACUGUUUCAAAAACCUGAAUGGGGCAAUCGGAGAGCGGUCACGAGUACGAGGUAGGCAGGGGCAGCACCAAUCGACCCACACCUCCACUCAAAGAACCGGUGACACGAGAGACGUUCCCGACCUACACACGGGCCAUCGUCCGCCAGAUCCCCAGCUCUAUACGGCACCGGUCGGAGGCCAUUCAGCAGUAUGAGGUGGACUGCUGUUCGUGGUUUUUGGGCGGAGAGGAGUUUUACUACAGCGACCAUGACAGGGAAGACCCGAUCAACCUCCGCAGAGCGCGGCGGCAGCACGCCCGGUACGUGCGGACCCUGCGGGACCUGGGACUGGACGUGACCGUUCUACCGGCGGACGAGUCCACUCCGGACUGUCCGUUUGUGGAGGACACCUGUGUGGUGGUCGGUAACAGGGCGCUGGUCACCAGGCCGGAGGGAAUGGCCCGAAGAAAAGAGGCCUUCGAUAGUUGCUAUUUCUUGUAUGAUGGUUAUUGUGCCUUUACAUUCCUGACUAUUACUUGUUUUCAGCUCAACAGCAUUGAAACUUGCCUGAGAAGCCUGGGUCUGGAGGUUCACAGGAUACGCAACAUGGGCGCUACACUUGAGGGUGGCGACGUGGUCUUCACAGGCACAGAAUUUUUCGUGGGAGACUCGACCCAGUCCAACUGGCUUGGUCACCGUAUCCUGGCCGCCACGUUCCCAGAGUACCCAGUGCACGCCAUCCCGCUGUACCCACCUGAGUUCCACCUGAAGGGCGUGGCCUGCUGCGCCGCACCUGGCGUCAUCGCCCUGGCACAGAACAGCGCCGGGCGGUUAGCUUGGGACGUCAUCCGUAGGAAAGGUGUAUCGUCCUACCAGCCUCUGUGGUUACCGGACUGCCACGCUGUGGACUGUAUAUACGUGAACGGGACACUCUUACACUGCGCACAAACGGAGGGGCACUGGAACUGUGAGGUAACAACAUCACAGUUUUAUUUAUUCGUGUGCCUUUACUUUUUUAUUACAACAUACGUCAUGUAACACCACUUAAUGUAUUUACGUGAACGGGACACUCUUACACUGCGCACAAACGGAGGGGCACUGGAACUGUGAGGUGUUUGCGGAUAAGCUCCCAGACUGUGCACGUGUGGAGGUUCCUCUGUACGAGCUGGGGAAAGUGCAGGCGGCGCUGUCCUGCUGUUCUGUCCUCUUCUGAGUACAGAGUUGUUGAAUGAAUAAAUGAAUGAAUGAAUGGUUUUAUUGGCGCCAAAACAAGUGCGCACAUACACAUACGCAUGUUCACACCUUUCUAAGGUACUUAAGAGUACAUAACAGUUUUCUUUUACACAAUCAGUUUU